Messenger RNA from Filobasidium floriforme, 1800 nucleotides. RefSeq lists its product as uncharacterized. Gene Ontology annotation, molecular function: alpha-1,6-mannosyltransferase activity. Gene Ontology annotation, cellular component: mannan polymerase complex. Gene Ontology annotation, biological process: protein N-linked glycosylation. The record is from RefSeq and is a predicted model, not a curated record. Lineage: Eukaryota; Fungi; Basidiomycota; Tremellomycetes; Filobasidiales; Filobasidiaceae. The coding region runs from base 56 to 1723 and encodes 555 amino acids. The transcript has 7 exons.
AUCUAUCAGCAAUAAUGAUACGUCAGCCCAGACCACACCUCGACGGACCGACGAGAUGAGGAACCCAUUCGCAUUCCUCUCGACGAGAUCGGGGGGUGGUUACCUCCCGCUGCCACUCGGUCAACAAAACAAAGGACCGUCGACGUCGUCCUCGUCCUUCUUACCCAACUUGACGAGAAGAGCGUGGAAUACCCUGAUUCUCGCUUGUAUAGCGUUGAGUACGGCAGGAGUCUACUUAUGGCUGUUCACGGGUGGGAAUGAAGCAGGUUCGGACCUGGAUUUGGGAGUGGACGUCAAGAAUUCGGGAAAGGAAGUCCAUGUUCCAGGAAACGAGGUCGGCUUAGAGGGAGAGGUGCUGGAGACAGAUCCCGGGUCAAGAGAGGACUCGAAGCAGCAAGAGGGCUCCGAGCUUGCGUUACUCUCUGAUGAGGAUGUCGAGCUAGAUCGAGUCACGCUGGCAGAUCUAGGUCAAGAAGCAGAGGAUCGGUAUCACCUGCUAGGAGAGCGGAUGGACGAAUAUCUCUCUACCCUAAACUCGUUUCUUCGAGGAUCCUUUCCACCACAUACAUCUUCUCUUCUCAUCCCUGCUCUCUCUGCAUAUACCUUGCCUUUUGGCCACCCGGACUCUGACAAGCCGGGCAUGCUCGACUUCAAGAUGAUCCAUCAGACCGACAAGACAUACGACCCGGAAGAUAAGCGGGUAAAGAAAUGGAGAGAUAUGCACGAGGAAAACGGGUGGGAAUGGAAGUUCUACAACGACGAGCAGGCUUUGAGGUGGAUAGAAGGCAAGGCCAAGUGGAAUCCGAUCGACGAUGCUGUUGGGUCGAUAGAUCCGACAGAAACGAUCCAGCCAGAAACCACGUUUCCGAUCUCGACCUCGGCCUCGAAUCCGGAUGAGUCGUCGGACAAGGGUUUCAACCUGGUCGAACUGGACUCCCGGGCGGCGCCUAGCGUAUCAGAACGCGGCGUCAUGUGGGCGUGGGAGUACAUGAAGCGAGGGGUCAUGCGAGCAGACUUUUUCCGAUACUUGGUCGUCCUGCUCGAAGGGGGUGUGUACUCCGAUGUCGAUACGUAUCCGCUCCGACCGAUCGACGACUGGGGCAGGAUCAAGCCAGAGAUAUACGAUAUCUCCUCGACGGAUGGUCCUAAGGAAGAUUGGGUCAAGGUGGUAGAAACGACAGAACCGAGUGUGGUGGUCGCUAUCGAUGUGGAUGUUCAUCAAUUAUUGGACUGGGGUAAAUCCUGGCCGAGACCGCUCGGGAUCUGCCAAUGGACGCUCUCCGGAGCACCUCAUCAUCCGAUCUACGUCGAUGCCGUGAGAAGGGUAGUCAACGCCACCCAAUACAUCGCCCAUCAGAUCGAGGUCGUCCUGCCUGAGGAGAUCGUCAGGCUCAAAGACGAACGACCUAACGGUUGGAAAGCUCAGGUGAAGAAGAUGAAGAAGAUGAUACGGACGCAACAGGGGAUCUUGCCGAUCAUGGAGCACACAGGCCCGGGACUCUGGUCAGACUCGGUCUUCUCGUAUCUCCUCGCACGGUACGGGAUCACGUGGCACGACCUUCGAGCGCUGGACCACCCCAUGCGUAUCGGGGAGGUCCUCAUACUCCCGAUCACGGCCUUUUCUCCUGGCGGUCAACCGGAUUUCAAGGCAAAGGGGCGGGACGAUGAGCAGGCCGACGUCGUCCACGACUUUAGGGGUAGUUGGAAGGCGGGUGGGUUAUAGAGGCAGGGCGGAUAAGGUCGAUUGUAUUUGUAAUAUCGUACAACGAUAGAGAGGAUGGGUGAUUAUAAUUACAGCAU